CUUAACGGCGGCUGUCCCCGGCGGCGGAGAGGGCUGGCAGGGAGGGAGCGGGUGGACCCGCCGGGGCCGCAGCUGGCGAUGCCUCCCCUGCGGCCGGGGGCCCCGCGCGGCCCACGGGCAGCCUCCGCCGUGGUGCCCCGCCGGCUCCCGGUGCUGGCCGGCGGCUGCGGGGAGCGGGGGGCCGGUACUCGCCGCUAAGCCGCUACAUCGGGAAGGGAAGAGAAAGGGGAGCGAUGUCCUCACUGGUGAAGGAGGACCUGGCGAAGAGACUGUUCGGGCCCCGGCGGCGGCGGCUGCAGGAGUUCAUCGAGGUGGAGGGCACGGGAGCCGGGCGCUGCUACCUGUGCGCCGCAGUGACUAAAAGUGAAGAAGUAGAAAUAUGUAUGGUUAAACACUUGCGAGUGGAUCUAGAGGAGAAAUAUGAAAUACUUGAAAAAUGGUUUUUGAAAGAUCUGGAGAUGAUUGAUGGAAAAGAAGCAGACACUGAUAAUCCGUAUUUUGAUAUGCACUUCCACAAAGUCUACAACCUGGAAGCAUAUAGCUGUGCAUCUAAAUAUACCUUUGCUCGAACGCUGAACAAACUCAAUGAAAUCUACCUUAAGAAGGACUUGAAGAUUGUGAACUUUGAUGACACCUACCUAAAUGAUGAUUCAAUCUGGUCAUCCAACAAUAGGGAUUGCUUGGUACUUAUGAGGAUAUGCUUCUAUGCUUCCAACCUUUUGUGUCUCUCCCUGUGUCCUUUGUCCUAAAGAUGCAUUUUCUAAUAUUAAGGCAACUGGUUGACUUUCACAAACCAGCAUUUCAUAAAUCAUCUGAUCAAAAAGAUAGUGAUAUGCAGUAUCUGCUUUUUAAUUUAACAUAUAAGUAACAACUGGAACAUACUUUUUACGUAAAUGAUUGACCAUUCAUUUAUAUAUAUUAGGAGGGCCUCGCUCUGGCAAAUACUUACAAAUAUAUGAGACUUUCAACAUAGAACCAGUAAUUCUCAUAGUCAGUGGUGAUUGCUCAUGUAAGUAGAAUUCAGCAUUUUCUCAUAUGUUCAUGGAGGUAUAAACUAUCUUUCAUUAAUAGCCUGAAAUAUUUUUAAAGCAUUAAGAGCAUUAACAGUUAAUUUAUGUUGUGGAAGUAGAUAUAACAAAGCAACCAAAUUAGUCCUGUAUAAGAAUGCUGCACAUUUCCAUUUUCAAAUGGAAUAUAAAUGUAGAUAUAAAUUUAAGAUAUAAAUAUAGAACUCUGUUAAAGGGGUCACACCUGCAUCAAUACAAGAAUCAAACCCUCACUCUGAUGAAUUGCAGUUUUGUAUUCAGGUAUCAUGGGACCAACUUCUCACCUGUGCACUUACGUUAUUUUCCCUCAACAUUAAGUACUCUCUUUGGUCUUCCCAUUACUUACGAUACUGUCUUAGAAACAGACAGUAUUCUCCUUCUUAAGGAGAAUUGCUUUAUUUGUCAGACCUUUCAAAACUUCUUUUCUUUCGUAUCAUUAACAUCUUUCUUGCACUUUAUUGCUUAUGUAUAUGAACAGGCCUGGUUAGAGAACAGAAAUUGUUAUGUCUCUACUUCUGGACAAAGAGUUAACAAACUACUAUGUAAACAGUAGUUGUUGACUACUACAAUUACUUUGUAGGCAAGUGGUAGACUUUUAAAAAUUCAUAAAAUUGAGAGUAAUUUUGUCCAGCUUCUAGCUAUGUGUUAGCGUAUUCAGUGCACUACAU
Molecule: messenger RNA, 1714 nt
Organism: Pezoporus flaviventris
Lineage: Eukaryota; Metazoa; Chordata; Aves; Psittaciformes; Psittacidae
Gene: EXOC1L
Product: exocyst complex component 1 like
Exons: 3
Coding region: 234-749 (171 amino acids)
Source: RefSeq, a predicted model, not a curated record